Messenger RNA from Eublepharis macularius, 2556 nucleotides. It is a transcript of the gene SCG2, whose product is annotated as secretogranin II. Gene Ontology annotation, cellular component: secretory granule. The record is from RefSeq and is a predicted model, not a curated record. The transcript is spliced from 2 exons. Lineage: Eukaryota; Metazoa; Chordata; Lepidosauria; Squamata; Eublepharidae. The coding region runs from base 91 to 1932 and encodes 613 amino acids.
AGAAAUUCACCAGCCUUUCCAGGUCAUAUUCAGAAGCCACUCCCACAGUUGAGAUGCUACUGGACACCUUAGAGGAAGAACAUUUGAAACAUGGCCGAUGCUAAAAUCUCCUUGCUUGGAACAGCCUUGCUUUUUGCCCUUCUUUUUGCCCUAAUCUGUUUUGCCAGUGCUGCUUCAUUUCAACGUUACCAAAAUAUCCAGAAAGAUCCAAAUUACCUAGUGAAAAACUUGCAAAGGAUCCCAAGCCCCGAUAUGAUCAAAGCUCUGGAAUAUAUCGAAAACCUUCGAAAACAAACUGGAAAUGGAGAAACAAGUCCUGAUUAUAGCUCGUAUCAAGGUCUUUAUCAAAGUAAAGACCAGAAUUACUUGCCAGAUAAUCUAAGGGAAACUUUGUCAGAUGAGGAGUCACAAUGGGUUAAGGCAAUGUUGGAGGCUCUAAGGCAAGGAGAAAGAGACUCAAAUGGUGCCCCAAAAGAAAAUAAACUCUAUGGCAUGAAUUCAGACAAUGUCUUCCUAGAUGGAAUGACUGAUGAUUAUGAUGAUCGUUCCUGGGCUGAUACAAGGCACAAACAUUCUAGGAAGCCACAUACAUAUUUUGAAGAAAAUUCAAGAGACAGUCCUUAUAAACGGACAAAUGAAAUAGUGGAAGAACAGUACACGCCCCAAAGUCUUGCCACUUUAGAAUCAGUAUUUCAGGAGCUGGGGAAAAUGAUGGGACCAAGUAACUCCAAGAAAGAAAGGUUUGAUGAAGAACAGAAACUGUAUGCUGACGAUGAAGACGAUGCCUAUAAAGGAAAUAACAUUGCUUAUGAAGAUGUGGUUGGAGGAGAGGACUGGAACCCAGUAGAGGAAAAAGUGGAAAGUCAAACCCAAGAAGAGAUAAGAAACAGUAAAGAAGAAAUUGAGAAAAAUGAAGAGGAAAUUGAUGAUGAAAUGAAGAGAGCAGGCAUCCUGGAUGAAGCUGUGAAAAGCGAGAACAAAGAUCAAACAUCAGAUGAUGUUUCAAAGUUGAUGGACUAUUAUUUGAAAAAGAUGAUGAACAGUGCUGGAAGUGACAUCUUAAGAGCCAAGCAAAGUGAAGACAAGAGGGCAGUCAGGCUUUUAGGGAAGCCACUUGAUCCUCAGACUAUUUAUCAGUUAAUAGAAAUAUCAAGGAAUUUACAAAUUCCACCUGAGGAUUUAAUUGAGAUGCUGAGAGCUGGAGAUAAACAUCCGAGUGAAAAGGAACAAGAGCCUGAACUCCCAGAAGACACAGAUGAGAUCCCUGAAACAAAUGUAGACAAUUCAGAAAUAUUCCAAAAUAGGAUGAACUCUUUAAAUGGUUACAGAAAACAGAGGCUUAAUUUUAUGCCAGAUAACUUGCCAGAAAACAUCAACGUUGAAGAUAUCAUAAACCUUUUAGGAACUGAAAAUGUCAAUAAUCAGAAACCCUCUUAUCUUGUGAAUCAGCUCCACCAAGAAAAUGGUUUGCCAAGAGUAUCCUACAUCCCUGGAAGAUCUAAAGGACAUCAGCUACCCAAAGCUUCUUGGUUUAGCCAUUUGGAAAGACGACAAAUGGAACAGGAAACUCUAAAUGAAAAGGAAGAAGACUUAGCAGGCUACUUAGCUAAGAUGCUAUCGAAAUAUCCUGAAGUUAUCAAUACAGGUCAGGUGAAACAAAUUCCACUCACAGUCUCCUCUGAGGAUGACUUGCAAGAGGAUGACCAGUUUGAACAAGCUAUCAAAGAACACCUAAACCAACCGGGAUCUCAUGAAUCAGACAAACUCAGCUCCUUCAACAAAAGGGUCUUUAUGACCCCAGAGAUUUAUGACACACAAAACAGACCUUAUAUGGAUGAGGAUUUGCUAGCAAAGAUUCUAGAAUAUCUAAACCAGGAUGAGUCUGAAAAUGGAAGAGAUCACAUUACCAAAAGGGCAAUGGAAAAUAUGUAGUUGACCACAUAUUAUUUAUCUUCAUUGUGUUUACUUCUACCUUGAUUCAUUUGUGAUUUAAUUUUCUUAAACUAUUCAGGGGCAUGUUCAGACAUUACACUUAGCACCUUUACACACUUGUGGGACUUCUUCUGGCACUUGCAUUUUCAUGAGUGAUAUAAAAGGUGAAACAAGUCCUUGUAGACCUCAGCCAGCUGUUAUCUCUAACAUACAUAUUAGGAUAUCAAAGAGAGACUUCCACAGCAGAGAUUGAAAGCUCCUGGUAGUUUUGUUGGAUUUCUCUUGCAAAUGAACAUGCCCAAAGUAUUCCUGCAGGGGAAAAUAUGGCCCAGUUCAAUGUCUGAACUGGUCCUAAUAGUAGAUGAUUUGACAUUUUAACAGUCUGUGUAAACUCCUCUGAGCUGUUCUAUUGUUUAUGAGUAUCUUUAAAUGUUCUAAAUCUUGGGUCAAAUAACAAAUUGCUUCAAUUCUUUUAAGAAACAGAUUUAUGAAAUAAAAUGAAACAGUAAAAGAGUAGGAUAAAUCAUGAUCCAAGUUGAGCAACAACUCUUAAAAUGAGGCUUUUUAAAAUUAAUUGAAAUAUUUUGUUAUUGUCUGUAGUGUUUUUGUGGAGUACUGAAUAAA